AUGCCUAGCCCAAAGACACCCUUGGACACUCUUCCUUGCUCGCUACCCACGAGGGAGAUUCCCCCGGGUAUCGAUCCAGCCUCAAUAUGUCAACAGGCAUUCGAUAACAAGAAUAUCGCCAAGUUAUGCGAGACUGACUUUAUCAAACAUGCCAUUUGGAGGGACAUGUUUUCCCUGAGCAGCACUCUUCGCACAUUCUACUCUGCCUCGGCCAUAGUGUCUAUCUGGCGCUCGUUAUCCCGAGAGCGAGGAGCAACAGCGUUCGAGGUCAAACCCGGAACUGCAUCUGUGAAAAGACAAGGCUUAGCGUCAGGCCCGCAGGUGUCGUGGAUAGAAGUGUCGUUCACGUUUAGCAUGGCACAGCCCCUAGAAGCCUCGUGCUUGGGAUAUCUAUGUCUGGUAUUUGAUGAUAGCGACGAGAAAUGGAAGAUAUGGAUCAUGGGCACCAUACUAGACCAGCUACCUGAUUUUGCAGAUGUUGAUCGUCUGGAUCCAGUCGAGUCGUCGGCACGUUUGGACAAUGUUCAUGGAAAUCGAAGCUUGUCAGACAACUCACAUCAGCAACACGACUAUGGCUGUGUCAUCAUCGGCGGUGGUCAAGCAGGCCUUUGCACAGCUGGGCGUCUGCAAGCUUUGGGCGUCUCAUACAUUUGUGUUGAUAGUAACGACCGAAUAGGCGACAGUUGGAGAAAGCGAUAUGAUUCAUCGAAGCUGCACACAAUACGGGAAUCAUCUCAUCUUCCUUUCGAAAGGACCUUUACCCCCGAUUACCCGCAGUGGUUGUCUAAAGACGAUAUUGCAGAUGCAUUCCAAGCAUGGAGUAAGAAAUAUGGACUUACGCCCCAUAUCUGGCUUUCAACAACACUCGAGUCGGGAUCAUGGAAUGAAGUGACGAGCAAGUGGACAUUGCAUCUACAAAGGAAAUAUCACUCGGAUUCAGGGGUACAGCGGUCUGAAUUCAUCACAGUCAUGAGCUCGCACGUCGUCCUGGCUAUCGGCGUCAACUGCCAUGUACCUUUGCGCCCCGACUAUGCAAACAAGUCAGAGUUCCAAGGACAUGAUAUUGCCGAAGACAUGCUCGACGCCGGGCUAGCUUCAGUUACAGUUGUACAACGCAGCAAGACAUUUGUGAUGCCGCAAGAAAACUACAUGCAUUGGGCAGAAACACAAUACAAUACCGACACAGACAUGAAGAUAUGCGACAUAAAAUGCUUCGGAUACCCGUACGCCGUCAACCGGAAUCUAGGGCUAUUAGCUAGCCAGCUUCGACAAAAAUAUCAACCCGACUUAUACUCUGACCUGAAAAAAGCUGGCUUCUUGCUUGAGGAGCAUGAUGAUAUCACGCGCCAUCUUUGCGAGCGGCUUGGAGGACAUUACAUGGAUGUCGGAGCGUCGAAGAAGAUUGCUGAUGGAUUGAUCAAAAUGAAAACCGGCUGUCUACCAACAUCCUAUACCAAAACCGGUCUCAAAUUCGACGACAACACCCAUCUCGACGCAGAUGUAAUCAUCUUCGCAACCGGCUUUCUGGCAAAUAUGGGGGAUAUCGUACGUAAAUUAUUUGGCGACCAAGUGGCCAAUAGAGCAGGUGAUUGUUGGGGUGUCGAUAGUGAGGGCGAGAUCAAAGGCGCAUUUAAGCCGACGGGACAACCCGGUUUGUGGUAUAUGGCUGGUGGAAUCAAUCAUGCAAGAUUCUUCUCUCGAUUUGUCGCGCUGCAUAUCAAGGCUGCACUUGAAGGGAGGCCUAUGCCUGUCUUUGAUGCUAAACAGUCGAGUAUUUCACCGAGACUGUGA
Talaromyces atroroseus is the source of this 1791-nucleotide messenger RNA. RefSeq lists its product as hypothetical. Bases 1 to 1791 code for a protein of 596 amino acids. The transcript is spliced from 9 exons. Gene Ontology annotation, molecular function: monooxygenase activity; flavin adenine dinucleotide binding. The record is from RefSeq and is a predicted model, not a curated record. Lineage: Eukaryota; Fungi; Ascomycota; Eurotiomycetes; Eurotiales; Trichocomaceae.